AUGAAGCGGAAAAAGAAAUGGCGAAAAAUACUAUAUGAAGACCAGGGAUACCAGGACAACUAUGUUCACAGCAGUUUUAUGAGCUCCCUCUUGACAAACUUCGGCAUCAAGUACAAGUAUUCCCAGGUCUGUCACAGCAUGCUGUGUGUGAAUCACCAAAUAAUCGUCGUGAUGUUUCUCUUGCUGGCGUAUUACUGCAUCGACAAAAAUAUAGCGUCGAACAGGCUAAUAUACGCAGCCAACAUCACCAUAAUAAUACUCAAGGAGGUACUAAUUUACCAAGUCCAUAAAUCGAUCAACUGCUCCUUUAAGAAUAUUUUAGACACCAUAAUUAUUAUCGGAAUAAUAUGGAUUUUAUCCCCCGUGUUAAUUAGCCUAACCCAAACGCACAGCGACGACACGGUGUAUUUGGUUUCCAUACUGUUGCUGCUCAUUCAUCUUAUGUUUCACAAUUACGGAUUUAUAUACGAGAAAAACGAAAAUAUAGAUAUAUUCGAUUCUACUUCGCUAAGUUGUGCCGUCAUCGCAAGUGUCAUACUGGGUUCCCGCCUCGCAUCCAUCGUGCAGAUAUUUUCCUUCCUCUUUUUUUCCUCCAUACUUUUUUUCUAUGCCCCCUUUAUCGUUCAAACCAUAGCCUUAAAAAACAUCAGUUACUACAACUACGUCUUAUUCCCCCUGAUGUUCUUAAUUCUAUCCCUCUGCAUAAGAAGCAUUUCCGCCAUCCUGUUUUACUUAAACUUCCUCGGGUAA
Plasmodium inui San Antonio 1 is the source of this 750-nucleotide messenger RNA. RefSeq names its product phosphatidylinositol glycan, class C. Gene Ontology annotation, biological process: GPI anchor biosynthetic process. Bases 1 to 750 code for a protein of 249 amino acids. Gene Ontology annotation, cellular component: membrane; glycosylphosphatidylinositol-N-acetylglucosaminyltransferase (GPI-GnT) complex. The record is from RefSeq and is a predicted model, not a curated record. The transcript is spliced from 10 exons. Lineage: Eukaryota; Apicomplexa; Aconoidasida; Haemosporida; Plasmodiidae.